AUGUCGUCGAUGCGCAUGGGCUUGGCGACAUCGGUCUGGAACUGCGGGUGCAUGAACAUGGUGCGGAUCUUCUUGAGCAGCAGCAUGCGCACAGUGCCGGCAAACUUGGGCGCAAUCUUCUGCGGCUUGUACGAGACGUUGAGCUGCGGGAUGGUGACAUCGUUGUCGGGCGCGAGCAGACCGGCCAGCAUGCGGAUCAGCGUGGUCUUUCCGGUUCCGUUCUCGCCGAGCAGCACGAUGAUCUGCGAGUCGCUGAACUCGCCAGCCUCGACGUUGAGCUUGAAGUUGCCCAGGCGCUCGAUAAUCUCGUCCUGGGCCUGCUCGACAAGACGGAACGACAGCGACUCCUGGCGGAAGCGCAUGUUCUCGGUCGGAAUCUUACCCUCAAGGAAGAUGUUGAUGCCUUCGCGCACCGAGAACGGCAUGGUCACAACACCGUAG
Molecule: messenger RNA, 441 nt
Organism: Linderina pennispora
Lineage: Eukaryota; Fungi; Kickxellomycota; Kickxellomycetes; Kickxellales; Kickxellaceae
Exons: 2
Coding region: 1-441 (146 amino acids)
Source: RefSeq, a predicted model, not a curated record